Molecule: messenger RNA, 1763 nt
Organism: Octopus bimaculoides (California two-spot octopus)
Lineage: Eukaryota; Metazoa; Mollusca; Cephalopoda; Octopoda; Octopodidae
Product: DNA repair protein RAD51 homolog 4
Biological process (GO): telomere maintenance; double-strand break repair via homologous recombination; DNA strand invasion
Cellular component (GO): replication fork; microtubule organizing center; Rad51B-Rad51C-Rad51D-XRCC2 complex
Molecular function (GO): ATP binding; ATP-dependent DNA damage sensor activity; single-stranded DNA binding
Source: RefSeq, a predicted model, not a curated record
CCCCCUGGCAGCUGAAAGGAUCGGUUUCUGCGAAGAAUGUCUUUGAUUCGGGUUGGAAUCUGCGCUGGGAUGACGGAGGAUGUUGUCCAAUCAUUGAAUACAGCAAAUAUACGGAACCUUGUGGAGUUUAUUGAUGCAGAACUGGAAGAAUUAGUUCACACGUCAGGUAUAUCUUACAAGGAAUUGGUGGCUUUAAGAAGAGUUGUACUUGCUGAAUUCUCAGCUUUCCCACUGCAAGCAUCAGACAUUUAUCGAAAACUCAUAAAAUCAGCAGCCAUCUUGUGUACAGGUUGUGUCAGGUUGGACCAAUUACUUGAUGGUGGAUUAUACACAGGAGAAAUGACCGAAAUUGUUGGUAGCAGUGCUGUUGGCAAGACACAGGUCUGUCUGAGUGUCGCAGCCAAUGUUGCCAAGGAAACAAAACAGAAUAUUCUCUAUAUUGAUACAUCAGCUUCCUUCAGUGCUGAGAGGAUCAGCGAAAUGGUUGCUGUUGAAGAUGAAGAAACAGAAGAGAAUCUGAAAGCUGUUCUCGGUCAUAUUCAUUGUGCCAAAGUAUUUAAUGUGUUUGAAUUAUUUGAAGUCCUGGAAACCACAAGACAAGAGUUAAUUAAACAGAAUUCCAGUUUCUUCAGUGGUCUUCGGUUAAUUAUCUGUGACAGUGUCUCAGCAGUUCUCUCCCCUCUCGUUGGAGGACAUCAGACUCAAGGUUACAGUCUGUUGGUCCAGGUGGCCCAGAAACUGAAGGCUCUCGCUCUUGAAUACUCCCUGGCUGUGUUGGUGACCAACAAUAUAAUUGGAUCUGACCAGAGCCGACCAGUGGCCAGUCUAGGCAGGACAUGGCAGUCUGUGCCCCACAAUCGACUUCAUCUCAACAGACAAACUGCAGCUCCAUCCAAUCUUGGUCAACUGGUUGGUUCCAUCACUAUUUUGAAGAGUUGUCGUCAGCCAACUGGAAUGUCUACAGAGUUUGAGAUUUCUUCAUCUGGUCUUCAAUGAAAUGAAAGGAAAAGUCAAAGCAAUGCUUACUGGAAUCAAAUUUUGGAUCUUUGAAUUCAAUGGAGUUGUUAAUUUAUACUUAACAGCUUGUGGUUUUGUAUGACACUGUGUCCUUAUGACAGGAAAACUCUCUGGAAUACUACAGAUGAGAUGAGAGUGGUGCAAAGAAUUUAUUCUUCACCCUUACUGGGGUUUAUGUACCAGUCAUGUACUGGGGUAAUGAAUCUCAAAUAAUGAAGCUCAGGGAACACAACCUAUUUAUCUGACCUGGCACACAAAUAGAUAAUUUGGCUUGUUAAACCGGUUUAGACUUUAUCCACAUUUGAUAAUAUUUCAUAUUUCACAUAGAAAUAUAAAUUGUAGCAUUUUUCAAAACAAGUGCCUUUAGAAGGGAUAGUGUUUCUUCAUGUAAAAUAUUUGUAAAUGAAUUUUGUGUUUGGAAUAUAAAAGUGUAUUGUAAUAUGAAAUAUGAACAGUGAAUUAUGGAACACUGUGAAGUUUAAACCAUUGUGAUAUGUGAGGUACUGUGAAAUGUGAAAGAAAGUGUAAUAUGAAACAUUUUUUACAUAUUUCAUUAUUUGACAAUGUUAUAUAUGAAGAGACACUGUGAAAUAUGAAACACUGAAAUACAAGGUACUGUGGAAUAUGAAAUAUUAUGGAAAUAUGAAAGACUCUGAAACGUGUAUUAUUGUAAAAGCAGUGCCAAAGUUGACACACUGUAAAAUAUACAAUGGUGUAUAUUCAUAAAAUAUGCAAUCUGUACAUAA